This is a messenger RNA of Entrophospora candida, 657 nucleotides long. The record is from the annotation of a GenBank genome assembly. Lineage: Eukaryota; Fungi; Glomeromycota; Glomeromycetes; Entrophosporales; Entrophosporaceae.
AUGAUAAUAAAAAAAAGCGAUUUAUAUGGAAAUAAUAGUAGGAGUAAGAGUGGGGCUUUUGACAAUUUAGAAAGUAUCAAACGAUUCUUGCCAAAUAAUUCUCUUCCGGAAAAAAUAACUAUAAAUAAGAUAAAGAUAUCUGAAUGGAAUAUGCUAAAUAAUAAAAUAGUAAAUAUUAAUUUUUUUUACAAAGUAGUGUCCAAAGAUAAAUCAUAUUACUUAGUCGAAGGAAUUGGAAAAGGAAUAAUUGAAUCGGAAGAUCGGCACGUAUUAACUACAAUUAAUUUUGCAAAUGGAGAGUAUAUAAAAACAAUAUCAGGGAUGAAUACUGGUGGAAGUGAUUGCGAAAUUAAACAAUUUAGUUUUUUUACCUAUAACUACUUAACAGGAGAAGAAAAAGUUUAUGGACCUUAUGGUGAUAUAAGAAGGGAUCAGAGAUUAUAUUCUUUUUCUAUUUCUGAAUCUGAAUCUGAUAGUGAGAUUGUAGCUUUUUAUGGCAAAAGUAGUUCGCAUUUGGGUGCGAUUGGCGCUUAUACAAGAAUUAUCCAAGAACAGCAAUCUCAAGUUGUUAAAGGUAAGGAGAUUCAGGAAUUGGAAAAAAGGGUAUUUUCACUAGAACAAAAAUUACAAAAACUAGAAUUAGAGCAAGUAGCAUAA